Messenger RNA from Tupaia belangeri chinensis (Chinese tree shrew), 445 nucleotides. RefSeq names its product MORF4 family-associated protein 1. The transcript has a single exon. Lineage: Eukaryota; Metazoa; Chordata; Mammalia; Scandentia; Tupaiidae. The record is from RefSeq and is a predicted model, not a curated record. Bases 16 to 399 code for a protein of 127 amino acids.
GGCUGGCAGGACAAAAUGAGGCCCCUGGACGUCGACGAGGUGGAGGCACCGCAGGAGGUGGAGGUGCUGGAGCCCGAGGAGGAUUUCGAGCAGUUUCUGCUGCCCGUCAUCAACGAGAUGCGGGAGGACAUCGCGUCUCUGACCCGCGAGCACGGGCGGGCGUACAUGCGGAACCGGAGCAAGUUGUGGGAGAUGGACAAUAUGCUCAUCCAGAUCAAGACGCAGGUGGAGGCCUCGGAGGAGAGCGCCCUCAAUCAUCUUCAGAACCCAAAUGAUGGAGGCGAGGGCAGGGUGACGAAAAGGUGCGAGAAGGCCGAGGAGAAGGCCAAGGAGAUCGCGAAGAUGGCAGAGAUGUUGGUCGAGCUGGUCCGGCGGAUAGAGAAGAGCGAGUCGUCUUGAAGCAGGAUCGGCGGUGAGGUCGGAAACCAGCGCGAGCUGGCCCGAA